AUGGGUUGGACAAGGCCAGAACAACCAGUCAUUCCCCAAGUAUGGUACACUUUUCAAGCAAAGGACGCCGAUAGUGAUCGAUUAGUAACAUAUAGUGUUGAAGAUCUUACGGAGGAUCGCUAUGACGAUGCGCUCCAGCAUUAUAUGGAAAACUUCUUGGAUGAUGAACCACUUUGUCAGAAUAAGAAGCUUUCGGAGGAUGAACAGUCGGUAGCGGAAAUUAGGUUUUUCUGGAAGUGGUGUUUCGAUCAAAAAAUGACCAUCGUAUGUUACAAGGAAGGUUCUCGAGAGAUCGUCGGUGCAAAUCUUUUACACGUUAAAGGGUCCGAUAAAAUGCUUGACUCCGAAAUGAAAAGUGAACGUGUAAAGGACCUCGUUGCUACUAACGAAUAUAUGACGGAUCAGUUUAAAGUACGUCAACACUACAAUGUAGAGUAUUAUUUGACCGCUUAUGGAUUAGCCAUCAACAAACGUUACCGAGGGCGAGGAAUUGCAACGGAAAUGCUGCGGGCUCGCGUUCCUUUAUGUAAGGCUUUCGGAAUCAAAGUGACAGCAACCAACUUCACCGCUUUGGGAUCACAGUUAGCCGCUGCCAAGGCAGGUUUCCAAACGAAUUUGGAAGUAACGUAUGAUGAUUUUGCUAAAAUGGGACCGAAGUAUUCCUAUCCUGGAAUAAAAUCAAAAAGUUUAAAAUUGAUGAGCUUAGAAAUCGUGUAACCUAAUAAAAAUCCUAUUUAAAUCGAAUACUACUACUAC
Molecule: messenger RNA, 756 nt
Organism: Sabethes cyaneus
Lineage: Eukaryota; Metazoa; Arthropoda; Insecta; Diptera; Culicidae
Exons: 3
Coding region: 1-717 (238 amino acids)
Molecular function (GO): N-acetyltransferase activity
Source: RefSeq, a predicted model, not a curated record